Molecule: messenger RNA, 2336 nt
Organism: Helicoverpa armigera (cotton bollworm)
Lineage: Eukaryota; Metazoa; Arthropoda; Insecta; Lepidoptera; Noctuidae
Exons: 6
Coding region: 175-780 (201 amino acids)
Source: RefSeq, a predicted model, not a curated record
UUCAACUAUUCAAAAAUGGACAUUUCCACUUCAUCGUAGUAGUAUGUACAUAAUUUGUCUUUAAUUUUAUUCUAUAGCUUAGGAUUUGUAUUAAAUAAGUAUUUAAAAUGUUAGGAAAACGUUACAUUAAGGGAACAAAAACAAGCGUCUUUCGCUUUCGUGUUAAUAACUGAAAUGUUUCUGCAGGGUCGUGUUAUAAUUGUUUGGUUAUCUUGGCUUAUAGGAGGUAUUUGCGGAGUUGUUAUUUUGUUAGUUAUAAUUUGUUACUGCCGCCUAAUGCCGCGUCAUCAGAAAUCGUUUGAUGAGCAAUACCUUAAGGAAAAUUAUGCAAUCAAAGAAAAUCAUGCAUAUACUAGUCAGGAAAAUUAUAGGAUGAAACAUGCUGAGGUACAGAUCCAGCGACACACUCGCCCUGUGAGCUACGCGGGCGACGCGGGGUGUCGCGGUGGGCGCGCGGCGCACGGGUACGUCAACCGCGUGCCCGACGCAAGGGAACAGUGUGUGCAGUACGCUUCUAGCAGCAUGUUGGAUGAAAUAGACAACGCGGCAAACAUAGACGCUCUGAAGACGAGGUCGCUGCCUGCCUUCCUCCGACCCAAGCCACGACCACUGUCCACAGAAGACGACCUGCAACAACUUUAUGCUAAGGUGAAUUUAAGCAAGAAAUACAAGAACCGCAUGCGCAAUGAACACGCGGCGAUCAUCGCGCUUAGCAAAUCCCACAGUCAGUUCUUUGAUGCAGACGCCGUCAUCGUCUACGACCAGAGAACAGCACUUUAGGAGGUACAGCGGACAAACAGACGAAUAGCACGAAAAGGCAAAUGUAUUGAUUUGAGUCUCGAAAUUUUAGUCAUCGAAUUGAUGGACUGGUAAUUAAGAAAUUUUACUGCAGUCCUUGAAUUUAUGUUUAAGAAAAUUUAACGAAAUAUUACUUGUUAUAGACAAAUAUACAACAUGAUUAGGACAAUUUUAUUAUGAAAAUGAAUAGCAAAAUUAUUUUAUAGGCUUCAGUUAAAAUUUAAUACGGCGCGGCCUAAUAGCCGGGAACCCGAUAUGAAAAAUAUUAAUUUGGAAAUCAGUUGCAUUUAGGACAAAAAAAGACUUAAAGAAAUUGUACAAUAAUGAGAAGCCUAUAUCUAGCUAGACCAAAAACCUCACUAAUCCUAAAAGGGAUCAACAAGGGCUUAUAAUAAUGACUAUACUGCCCACCAAGCGCAUUUAAGUAUUUAAUCCAAACGGGAACAUCACAUUAGCGCACAAGUUUUAUACUAGGACUUUUAGCCAAAAGACCGCGGUCUCAGUAGACUAGUAGACCAUUACUAAAGUCGCUCAAAACCUGCAAGUUUCCAUUCUUAGAACUUUGAUGGAUCACAGACCAAUAAAACAUACAAGGAAUAGACAAUCAGAAAAUUGUAAUGACAGGAUUUUCUGUUUCAAAAUCCGAGACCCUACAUAUUUUACCGGAUUUCUCGAUGAGUAGAAGAAAGGAUUUUUCAUACAUAUAGGAUCUUUGACAUUUAGUAUCUUCCAAUUACCUACCCCUCCCUGAUCUUACAUAUCUCUAGCAGUAUUAAGUAUAAUGUACCGUGUAUUAGAAUUUCUACCGUAUUACAUAGUUUAACGCGCACAGUUGUAGCUGUAAACAAAACGUUUGAAAUGCUUCAAGAAAAUAUUAAUGAGACAAAAACAUGCCAUAAAAUAUGAUUGAUGUUCACUUAUCUAUUUCUUGAAACAUUUCAAGUGUUUUUCAAAUUCUUUGUAUUUCCAUUCGCAGUUUGAUACAAUUUCACAUCGGAAAAUAUAUUUUCUACAAAUAAUUUUUUACGUAAAAACAGUUUUCAAAAUUGUUAAAACGAAAAAAGAACGAUUUUUAUUUUGAAUAAAUGAUAUUGGCGAAAUUGUGAUGGCAAAUUGUGUGAUAAUUUUUGAAAACGAAAUUGUGGCCUAAUUAUAACUUUUUUAUGGGAUAUCAAAAAGUACAGUCGCCGACAAACCCUCUGAAGAAUUUGAAGCUCAAUACAGACAAAAAACUUCUUAUCCUCUAUCUAUGGCUUAUCUUCUCAGGCAGCCUAGAUCUAUAGAACGUUGCAGCGUUUGUGCCCGACUGUACUAGACUUCGUUAUUGCGUGUGCGCAUACAGGCUUUCUUGCCUUAGCUAAAAACAGACUAAAUAACUGAAAAUCUCCAUUUAUCAGAGGAAUGUUGUGUGUGCACCACAACAAGGCGAAUUUCUUAAGUUGUCUAUGAAUGUUGAGCUGUAUCGAACUAUUAAUAAUUGAAUGUAUUUUAUCAGUAACCGUAGAUUUGUUUAUGGAAAAUAAAGGUUUUUGUAAUCA